This is a messenger RNA of Canis lupus familiaris (dog), 1510 nucleotides long. Its product is annotated as ras-related protein Rab-2A-like. Gene Ontology annotation, molecular function: GTPase activity; GTP binding. The transcript is spliced from 2 exons. Lineage: Eukaryota; Metazoa; Chordata; Mammalia; Carnivora; Canidae. The record is from RefSeq and is a predicted model, not a curated record. Bases 1 to 903 code for a protein of 300 amino acids. Gene Ontology annotation, cellular component: Golgi apparatus.
AUGACUGUGAAAGAUAUGAAAGAUACGGCCAUCAAAGGGUUUAAAUUGAUGAUGGAUGUCACAUUCAAGAAACAUGCCAAAUACACCAUAGAAGACAAUGAUUCUCAGAGAGAAGUUACUUCAAAGUUUUGUUUGAUGAAGUCACCAAAUAGUCAUCUGCUGUACCCCUCCCUGCUCUAUGGUGAGGGGGCGCGGAGGAGGAGGAGGAGGAGGAGCAGUAGCAGGAGGAGGAGCCGUGUGCCCUGGCACCGAGCGGCCGUGGCCGUGGCGUACGCCUAUCUCUUCAGGUACAUCAUCAUCGGCGACACAGGUGUUGGUAAAUCAUGCUUAUUGCUACAGUUUACAGACAAGAGGUUUCAGCCAGUGCAUGACCUGACUAUCGGUGUAGAGUUUGGUGCUCGAAUGAUAACUAUUGAUGGGAAACAGAUAAAACUUCAGAUAUGGGAUACGGCAGGGCAAGAGUCCUUUCGUUCCAUCACAAGGUCAUAUUACAGAGGUGCAGCAGGGGCUUUACUAGUGUAUGAUAUUACAAGGAGAGAUACAUUCAACCACUUGACAACCUGGUUAGAAGAUGCCCGCCAGCGUUCCAAUUCCAACAUGGUCAUUAUGCUUAUUGGAAAUAAAAGUGAUUUAGAAUCUAGAAGAGAAGUAAAAAAAGAAGAAGGUGAAGCUUUUGCACGAGAACAUGGACUUAUCUUCAUGGAAACUUCUGCUAAGACUGCUUCCAAUGUAGAAGAGGCAUUUAUUAAUACAGCAAAAGAAAUUUAUGAGAAAAUCCGAGAAGGAGUCUUUGACAUUAAUAAUGAGGCAAACGGCAUUAAAAUUGGCCCUCAGCACGCUGCUACUAAUGCCACACACGCGGGCAAUCAGGGAGGACAGCAGGCCGGGGGAGGCUGCUGUUGAGUCCGUUUUUACCGUCUCGCUGCCCAAAUGUGGCUCCUCACUUCCUCUUUCACUCUCCUGCUCAGCUGAGACAUGAAACUAUUUGAAAUGGCUUUAUGUCACAGGAGACUCUAAUCCUUCGAAAUUCUUGUAUAACUUUGAAUAAAUGGUUAAUGUUCACUUAAAAAAGACAGAUUUUGGAGAUUGUAUUCAUAUCUAUUUGCAUUUGAUUUCUAGGUCAAUUGAUGUGAUUAUUUUUGUUGAAUGUUGUCUUGUGCCCUUACCUACGAACUGAACUGUAUUAAACACUACAAAGUCAUCUUGAGUAUUUUAAAUCAGUUUGUGUGGUUAGGUUUCCCGACACCUGUGGACCUAAUGUUUAAUAUUCUAGAACUGUCCUCAAAAAGUUUGUCAGUUUUCAAGGCUAUAAGGAAAACCAGAAGGACUCUUUUAAUUCUGUAUUUAUCAUUUACUUUCUGUAUAUACAGUUUAACCUGCUUGGGUGUAAUUUGCCAAGCUUGAAUUCUUUAAUGCAUUUGCAUAAAUUCUAUACUGUUUAGAGCUUAAAGCUACAGAAGCAUUGUUAGGAAUUGCUUGGACACUGAAUUUUAAACUUUUUGACAUUGUU